AUGUCUAACUUGUCUCAGUAUCAAACUGUGUUCCGGAUCAUUAAACCAAAUACCCCUAGACGGGCCGGUCAAGCAGCCAAACGCAAGCAUCAGACCAACGGCUUCUCUGCCAACCCUUCUGGCGUCUCUGCUCCUGAUCGCAAUGUCAGCCUUGACAAUGGAGACAAUAUAUCCAGGGCCCAGUCUCGGCUGCAGAAACUCGAGGUAAUGGUGACGACGUUGAUGCAGGCAAAUGAGAGCACACAUGGGCAGAGUGGACAGGCAACGCCUCCUCAUUCUGACAAUAGUCUCCAGACACUGUCGACGAGCGUACGCUCCGACACAGUUCCAGCGUCCUUGGCGACGGACGCUUCGUCAGCGGCAACAUGCUCGCUGCCGAACGGUCAUCUGGCUAUCAGAGGUGUUGAAACCAGAUACCUCGGGCCUACUCAUUGGGCUGCGAUCCUAGAAAAUAUUAAAGAUAUUCAGGAAUGUCUUGCGCCGGAACCAGAAGAGGCAGAGGACGGGGACUUCUCGACAUACAGGAACGACCCUGACAUUGUCCUGUCCGAUUUACAGCCUCUGACCGUGGCUGAAGUUUGCACUUCUCUGCCUCCCCGAGCCGUGGUGGACAAGUUACUUUCAGAGCAGUUUCAUGCGCGAUUUCUACAUAUCCCAUUUAUACACAGGCAAAAGUUUUUGCGAGAGUACGAAUCAUUCUGGAACGAUCCCUCAUCAGCCUCUUUCCUUUGGAUUUCGAUGCUUUUCUCGCUCAUCCAUCUGGGCUCUCGGAUUGCACGACCCGAAGAGACAGACUUUUUUCAGUGCCUCAAAGGAGCUUCGGGCCUGUUCUUCACGAACGCGGGUCGAGCUUUGGUCGCUGGUCAUUACCAGAAGGCUCGUCCCUACAGCGUCGAAGCUAUGCUGCUCUAUGCCAUCAGCAGGUUCUUUCAGCGAGGGGCUUCCGAGACUGAGCCUUGGCUGUUGAUGGGCGUGGCUGCCCGUCUUGCUUUGAGAAUGGGAUACCACCGAGACCCGAGUCAUCUUGCUCACAUUUCGCCGUUCGAGGGCGAAAUGCGCCGGAGAGUCUUCUCUACGGUGCAGACCUUUGAACUACUCUUGUCCUUUCAGGCAGGACUGCCAGCCAUUAUCCACGAGGAGGACUGUGACACCGCACCGCCAGGCAAUCUGUUCGACGAAGACUUUGACGAAUAUUCUACGACAAUUCCUCCAUCGCGGCCGCCCACGGACCCGACGCCGAUGCUUUACUACUGCUACAAAGGCCAUCUAGCGCAGGCAUUCAGAAAGGUGGCGCAGCAGGCUCUGUCACCGAGAUUUCCAGCCUAUGCGGAUGUCUUGAGCUUGGACGACGAACUCCGUAAGAUUCGUGCUGGAAUCCCGCCGAGCCUUAGAUGGAGGCCGCUCGGGUCUUCCAUCACCGACGAGACUCACACAAUAGUGCACCGGCUCAACGUCGAGCUGGUCUAUCAAAAGGGCAUGAUGAUCCUUCACAGGAGGUAUCUGAGUCACGAUAGGACGAACCCUGCAUUUCAAUAUUCACGGAGUGCCUGCAUCGGCGCCAGCUUUCAGAUGCUGCAAUAUCAAGCUGAGGUUGACCGAGCCACCCGGCCCGGAGGUCUGUUGCACAACAGUCAGUGGACGUCGGCGAAUCUGGCACACCAUGAUUUCCUGUUGGCAGCUAUGAUUACUUGUCUUGACCUAUAUGAAUCUCACCGGCAGACCGGCACAGAUACCAUGCCAACACUGGACUUGGAUGCGCAAAGGAUGAGAUACGAUGCUCUGAAAGUCUCGCACGAUAUUUGGCAAUCACAAACACUAACCUCGUCAGAUGCUAGGCGAGCAUCGAAUAUUCUCGCCAUCAUGCUCCCAAAGAUCCCCAGGCCAGGACCCCAAAAGAAGGAAGAAGUGACUGGAAUUCACAGCGCAACUGCAGAUAUAGUUCAGCCACUGUCGCAGGUAAAGUUGGACUCCCCAAGGACUGUAAGCACGAACCAGAGUGGUGCAGGACACAACCCCUUGCCAUUGGAUAACCCUACGAUACCCCUGCCUGAUGAUGUGCUUGGAGUGAUCCACGAUCCUGCAUCCCGGGAGCUUCUGGACGUGUUCUUUAGCGAUUCAGACAUGAUUGACUGGGGUAUUCUCGAUCAAUACAUCCAGGAUGGGUCAACACCGAUGAGGUCGUUCGACUUUUGA
Molecule: messenger RNA, 2193 nt
Organism: Fonsecaea pedrosoi CBS 271.37
Lineage: Eukaryota; Fungi; Ascomycota; Eurotiomycetes; Chaetothyriales; Herpotrichiellaceae
Exons: 5
Coding region: 1-2193 (730 amino acids)
Biological process (GO): DNA-templated transcription
Cellular component (GO): nucleus
Molecular function (GO): DNA binding; zinc ion binding
Source: RefSeq, a predicted model, not a curated record